Molecule: messenger RNA, 1119 nt
Organism: Ahaetulla prasina
Lineage: Eukaryota; Metazoa; Chordata; Lepidosauria; Squamata; Colubridae
Product: heterogeneous nuclear ribonucleoprotein H-like
Exons: 5
Coding region: 393-989 (198 amino acids)
Biological process (GO): regulation of RNA splicing
Cellular component (GO): ribonucleoprotein complex; nucleoplasm
Molecular function (GO): RNA binding
Source: RefSeq, a predicted model, not a curated record
CGUGGGGAGAGGUUAUUUAAUCUGAUGUCACAAGCCUACAAGGGGGAACGUGUUACUUAUAGAGGCGGACAGCAGCUGCGCGGACGCUCGGUGAGAGCGGGGGCAGAUUUCGGAGGUUGGGGUGGGUAACUCGGCAGUCAAAACAGCCUUUCCCGGUAGCUGCCCCUUGAUUUAACAUCUUCAUAGCUUCCGGGUAUUGUUUUAGCCUCCGUUCAAAAAUCCCGCUUCUACUCGACUAAUCCAAGACAGCGCAGCCAAACCCUUCACUCUUGUUUUGGCUACUGAUCACAUUUUGCUUUCUGUUCCCGCUUUAUGAUGUCUACCGGCCAUCGGAUCUUAGGUUCAAAUUUAACAGCAGAAAGCGAAACUGAAGCCUACUCAUUUCUAGAAAGAUGUCAAAUACUGAAGGUGUUGAGGAUUAUGUCAUAAAAGUGCAGGGAUUGCCCUGGUCCUGCUCUGCAGAUGAAGUGCAAAGAUUUUUCUGUGAAUGCAAAAUAUUAAAUGGACAUUUAGGGAUCCAUUUUAUCUACACAAGACGAGGAAGACCAAGUGGAGAAGCAUUUGUUGAAUUGGAAACAGAAGAAGAUGUGAAAUUUGCAUUGAAAAAAGACAGAAAAACAAUGGGACCCAGAUCUGUUGAAGUCUACAAGUCAAACAAGUUUGAAAUGGAUUGGAAUCUGAAGCAAACCGGUCCUAACAGCCCUGAUACUGCCAAUGAUGAGUUUGAUCAUUGUAGUGGACUUCCAUUUGGUUGUAGCAAGGAAGAAAUCGUUCAGUUUUUCUCAGAGAAGCAAUCCCGCAACAAGGCCCUGAAGAAAGCAAACAAAGCCUUACUGGAAGAGAACAAUUACUUGAAACUGCGGCUUGAGUUGCUUAUGGACAUGCUGAUAGACACCAGAGCACAACUACACUCAGUAGAAAAAAAACUGGACAUGACUGCUUUGCAUUCAAAUGUGAAAGAGUCAAAUAAUAAGGUGGUGAUGCUUUGAUAAACAGCUUAAUACCUAAUUGUGUUUCUGAAGUACUGACGUCUAGACACUUAAUACAAUCUAGCAAAAAAUAAUUUUGCAAUGGCUUUGAUUGUGUUUACUGUGUUUUGACUCACUGAUGUGUUGGGGA